This is a messenger RNA of Brassica rapa (field mustard), 2577 nucleotides long. Its product is annotated as proline--tRNA ligase, cytoplasmic. Gene Ontology annotation, molecular function: proline-tRNA ligase activity; ATP binding. Gene Ontology annotation, cellular component: aminoacyl-tRNA synthetase multienzyme complex; cytoplasm. Lineage: Eukaryota; Viridiplantae; Streptophyta; Magnoliopsida; Brassicales; Brassicaceae. Gene Ontology annotation, biological process: prolyl-tRNA aminoacylation. The record is from RefSeq and is a predicted model, not a curated record.
AAAGAUACUAGAAAAUAUUCUUUUUUUUUGGUAAAAGUUAAAAUUAUCCAAUAUAACUUUUGGAAAUUUUUAGAAAGACAAAUCAUAUAUUUACAAAAAGAAUGAUGAAAAUAAUGAAUUUAAAUCGAUGAAAAUCUGUAGCUGUUUAAGUUUCAAAAAAAAAACCUGGAGCUAUUUAUUAAAAGUGUGAUAAGAAUCUAAAAAUCAUAGUACAGUAUAUAUUUGUAGAAUCCACGUAAUUUAAACCUUUUACCAGCUUUAAUAAACCCCGAAAAAAACCUAGCACUUGAGCGCCAAGUCUGUGGCAAACUUGAGCACCAAGUCUCUGGAAAACUUGAGCCCAAGUAUCUGGUAUAAAACCAUUGGGUCCCCAGUUUACUUUUCAUUGUUUCAAUUCGCAGAAUUAAAAAAAAAAAAACUGUCGCCAUUCUCUAGCACGAUGAAGAAGAACAGUGCUCGAGUUUAUGAACUCAAGGAAGAAUUAAGAGCAUGCAGGCAGAGGAAAGGCAUGACUGUUGACGAUUAUUACAACAAACUCAAAACUAUUUGGGAAGAUCUCGCGACUUACCAACACAAACCUAAUUCGUGUCUUUGCGGUGGAAGCAACUGCGAAGAUGUGAAUACAUCUAGGGACGAAGAGAGAUUACAUCAGUUCCUCUUGGGAUUAGAUGCUUCAAUCUAUACCAAUGUUAAGAACGAGAUCCUUGACAUGGACCCAUUACCAAGCUUGGAACAAGCUUAUUCGAUGGUUGCUCAAGAAGAAGAGAAUAGGGUUUCGAGUAAUCAAGAAUUAAGCGGAGAACUUGCCGUUUAUGCAAUAAGUAGCGUAGAGGAAGAAUCUGUGGAGACGGCUGACACCAAUCUUGGCGUAACGGUCAAGAAAGAUGAAGAUUUCGGACAAUGGUAUUCUCAGGUUUGUAGGUGUGGUGAGAUGAUGGCAUACUAUGACAUAAGUGGAUGUUACAUUCUAAGGCCAAAUGCUAUGAAGAUUUGGAAUAUUAUGCGAACUUACUUUGAUGCUGUAUUGGAGAAAGCAGAAGUGGAUGAGAAUUAUUUCCCUCUGUUUGUAUCAGCUAGUGUUCUUGAGAAGGAGAAGGAUCACGUACAAGGUUUUGCUCCAGAGGUUGCAUGGGUUACAAAAGCUGGUAAAUCUGAUUUGAACGUUCCAAUUGCAAUUCGUCCAACGAGUGAGACUGUGAUAUAUCCUUACUUCAGCAAGUGGAUAAAGAGCCACCGUGACUUGCCUUUGAAGCUUAAUCAAUGGAACAAUGUUGUUAGAUGGGAGUUUAGCAAACCUACUCCGUUCAUCAGGAGCCGAGAGUUCUUGUGGCAAGAAGGACACACUGCUCACGCUACAGAAGAAGACGCAGAUAAUGAGGUUCUUGAGGUUUUGGACCAUUACCGUCACCUUUAUGAAGAAUAUCUCGCAGUCCCAGUUGUAAAAGGUAUGAAGAGUGAGAAUGAGAAGUUUGCAGGUGCACGUUACACCACAAGUGUUGAGGCUUUCAUACCAGAAACUGGUCGUGGUAUACAAGGUGCAACCUCGCAUUGCUUAGGAACAAAGUUUGCAAAGAUGUUUGACAUCAAAUUUACAAAUAAAGAAGGAAAAAACGAACUGGUGUGGCAGAAUUCUUGGGCUUAUAGUACCAGAACGAUUGGAGUGAUGAUAAUGACUCAUGGAGAUGACAAAGGAUUGGUGAAUCCUCCUAAAGUAGCACCAAUCCAAGUCAUUGUGAUCCCAGUGCCAUUCAAAGAUGCGGAUACCAAGGAGAUAUCUAAAGCUUGCUGUGCCGUGAAAGAUGCCUUGCGGGAAGCUGGUAUACGUGCUAAAGAAGAUUUGUCUGAUAACUAUUCUCCUAAAUGGAAGUAUUCACACUGGGAGAUGAAAGGUGUUCCACUUAGAAUUGAGAUCGGACCUAGAGAUUUAGCCAAAAACCAGGUCAGAACUGUGAGAAGAGAUAAUGGAGUUAAGGCUGAUGUUCCAAGAGUAGGUUUGGUUGAACACGUUAAGGAGUUGCUUGGAAAGAUUCAGCAAAACAUGUUUGAUGUAGCUAAGCAGAAGCGAGAUGAUGCUUGUGUGGUUGUAAAGACUUGGGAUGAGUUUGUUGAAGCACUUGGUCAAAAGAAACUCAUUUUAGCUCCAUGGUGCGAUGAAGCGGAGGUUGAAAUGGACGUUAAGAGAAGGACCAAAGAUGAAGUUGGAGCAGCUAAGACUCUUUGUUCUCCAUUUGACCAGCCUGAAAUUCCAGAAGGUAGGUCACAAUCUCUACUUAACUUUGACUUUUUAUCUCUCUUGAAGCUCAAAUGUUAUCGGGACUAAUUAAAGCAAUAUGUUUUUGUUGCAGGGACUCUAUGUUUUGCUUCAGGAAAGCUUGCUAAGAAGUGGACUUAUUGGGGCAAGAGUUAUUAGGUUCAUCCGUUCAUUACAUGCUUGCUUCUUGUUGCGUCUUUCUUUCUACUUCGUUUUGACUUUGGUCUGGUUUUGAUGCUUAACCAUAUAACAUUUCAAGUGCAAAUCUCUUAUUGACUAUUGAUAUUGUUAUUGUUAUUCAUUUAUUCAGUAAGCUUUUUCGUCUC